AUGACGUGGCUAGUUGUUGAGAAAAUUUUGACAGCGGUGGAGGGAGAAGAUGUGGGGCUGGAAUGCGAAGCAAUUGAGUUGGCUGUGACUCCAUCGUACAAUGAAACAGGAUUUACUGAGACGACUUCCGUGUUGAACGGGAUACAAAGAGGGGCUAUCACUUUGGAAUGUUUCGUCAAAAGAGUUCCAUCCGGCUUUCCAAAUAUUAAGUUUAAUUGGUUGCUUGGCAACACAUUCUUGCACAAUGCGUGCACAAAUGAGGACGGUGCCAAGGUGGGAAAGUAUGACUAUCACCAUGAUAACCAUGGCUGCAACUUGACGAUUUACGACCUCGAGUUAACCGACGAGGGGCGCUACAUAUGCGAAGCUCAAUAUUCGGCAACGACGGUGUGGAAAAAUACAUCCUUGACAGUUGAUGUCCCACCUAGAGAUGUGUACAUCAUCAACGCCACUACCGGCGUAAUUUGUAGAGGAUACGUGAACGUCGGACCAGGCACCGACCAGAGCUUCACCUGCCUGGCCAUAGACACCAAACCCCCGGCAGAAAUCACCUGGACAUUGGCAGGGAAGAACACAAGCGGAGAGACGAGGGUAGUUGGGACGAGAUUGUACAACACAAGCAGCACGUUCACCGUGCCGUCGUUUCAGCCUGGUCAACGGGGGAAUCUAACAUGCACGGCAACUGGGGCAGGAGGGAAGGUGGUCACGAAUAUUCUGUUGCUCGGCCAACAUCAAGAAACAGACCCCUCGAUGCAGAGUCAGAUGUCUUUGAUCUUCAUUGCAGUUGGUAUAGCAGCUGCACUUCUGCUUGUUCUUGUAACGGCGAUUGUCUGCUGGAAACGCCAAAAGGAUCACGUUCCCUCUGAUGGAAACCAGCCUGUUGUUCACUACACACGGACUGGAACCGACAGGCCAACGGCGUCUGUGAGUCCUGUCUUGAACACAGUCGUGGGACCAUCAGGCAACAGGGCAGUGGAGACUGUUGUCCUCCCUGAUCCCCCGGUGGCGCAAAGCGAUAUGCCGACUACCGGAAACCAACAACCAGCCGCCACCAUUUCUAAGGAAGUCCUCAUUUAUGCAGACGUCCAUCACACAAAGACACGCCCAUUGAACGCCCCGCCCAUCCGCACAGAGCCUCCCACCCAGUACGCAGACAUCGACAACUUUCUGUUAUCAACUCCUGUCGAGACCCCGCCUCUUUUCAGAGAUGACGCCCCCAGCUCGGGCGUGGAGGGGCAGAGUGUGGAUGGUUUGGAGGAAGAGGGCAAAGAAGAGAGAGCUCCGCCCCGCCCCCUUCGGGGUAACCCGAUCCCUUAUCUGGUACGGGAUUGGCAGGUGUAG
This is a messenger RNA of Patiria miniata (bat star), 1341 nucleotides long. RefSeq lists its product as uncharacterized. NCBI's taxonomy places the organism in Eukaryota, Metazoa, Echinodermata, Asteroidea, Valvatida, Asterinidae. The transcript has 9 exons. The record is from RefSeq and is a predicted model, not a curated record. The coding region runs from base 1 to 1341 and encodes 446 amino acids.